AUGACUCUGGAUUGGAUAGUUCCUAAGGGUUCUGUUGUGCUUGUAACAGGAGGUACUGGCUUUAUAGGCGCACACUGUAUCCGGGUUCUUCUCGAAAACGGCUUUAAAGUCAAGGCUGCUGUCCGGUCCAAAACUAAAGGAGAGCAGCUAGUCAAGUCGUUUGAGCAGUAUAAUCCUGCGCUAACCUUUGGAGUCAUAGAGGAUGUGAGCGACUUCGGCUCGCUGAUGCGGCUAGCUGAGGGCUGUUCGGGAAUAUUACACCUAGCAAGCCCAUACACCUAUGCUGUUAAGGACUUUGCAAAGGAACUGUUGGACCCAGCCCUAAAUGGUACACGGACGGUAAUGGAAGCUGCGUCUGCUCACAAGUCAAUCAAAAGAGUGGUUAUCACCUCUUCCUUUGCAGCAGUUUUUGAUGCCACCAAGGGUUUGCAACCAAACGUUGUUUUGACCGAAAAUGAUUUCUCCCCACUGACAUACGAAGAUGGAGUCAACACCAAAGAUCCAGCUGUUGCAUACAGAGCAUCGAAAAUCGUUGCAGAAAGAGCGGCCUGGGACUUUAUCAAGGAGAAAAAACCAUCUUUCGACAUUGCUGUUCUCUGUCCACCUAUGGUCUACGGCCCGCUUGCAACUACAGAGCUGCUCCCGUCUUUGGACAAUUUGAAUUUCAGUAACUUGACCAUCUGGAAAAUGGCAACUUCUGGAUCAACCGCACCAGUCCCGCCGACGAAAGGCCCUGUGUAUGUGGAUGUGCGGGAUCUUGCGUUUGCUCAUUACCGCAAUUCAGAUUUUGGGUGUUACAUUUAG
Molecule: messenger RNA, 804 nt
Organism: Ogataea haglerorum
Lineage: Eukaryota; Fungi; Ascomycota; Pichiomycetes; Pichiales; Pichiaceae
Exons: 2
Coding region: 1-804 (267 amino acids)
Biological process (GO): steroid biosynthetic process
Molecular function (GO): 3-beta-hydroxy-Delta5-steroid dehydrogenase (NAD+) activity
Source: RefSeq, a predicted model, not a curated record